GGUCUAACUAAGCAGUGGGUGGAGGGCGGGUGGCGCAGGAGUGAAUUCACUGAAAUAUAAUGUGUAAUAAAACUAAAGCAGCACAAAUGACAUUAUGACGUCCUCUGAGAGUGCGGAUACAAAAAGAACUCAGCGCCCCCCAGUGUCCGGAUUAAACAACUGCACCUCAGAAUGAACCUGCUCGGGGCACAACACACAGGCCCGUGAUUGGAAGCGGAACAGCACGUGGAUUGUUGAGAAAACUACGUUUCCCAGAAUGCAUUGUGUCCCGUUGUCAUGGUGAGAUCUAGGAAGCUUUCAAGCUGUGUCUUAGCAACAGGUUAUACAAAGAUGGCGGAAGAGCAGCUCUCAGCCAGAGUCGCAGGAGGUGAAGAGGAAGAAGAGGAACGUGUAGCAGAGGAAGAGGACACGGCUAGAGAUCCUAGGGAAGCAGUUAUUGCUGAUGUAAUUGAUAUGGAGGAGGAUAUUGCCCCCGCCAAGCCCCAGGAACCAAGUAGAUCAGUAAAGUCAGGGGUCAGUCUAUUACAGGAGCCGUCUGUGAGGGGAGAAGAGCCUGAUGGGACAGUGAAUGAAACACCAGCAGAUGGGGUACAGGCGACUGCAGAGGAACAGGACUGUGAUACAACAGCACCCCCUAAUGGAAGCAACUCACACACACUGAAAUCUGAGUCACAUGUAUUUAACACACUAACAGAUCCCAUGUUUGGACAUAGUUUAGAGGCUCAUGUGGAACACAACCCUGGAGAUAAUGGUGGGAUGCAACAGGCCAUGGAAGAUGCUGAAGUGAUGGAACAAGACAUGAAGGGUGAGGAAGGGUUGGUAGGGGACUUAGUAGCUAAAGAUGACAUGGAACAAGCCAUAAAUGACAAAGAAGAGGUUGAAGAGAAUGCACAAACUGAUGAAAGGGAAGAAGAGAAGCCACCAUCCAUUGAAGAGGUGGAAGGAAACCCACCGUCUUUUGAAGCAAUGGAUAUGAGCAUGGCCGGUAGUGAUGGGGCAGAAGGGAACUUGGUUGGUAGUGAAGGGGACGUGCCUGGUAGUGAUGGGUUAACACGAAACGUGACUAGUAGUGAUGAUGCAGAAAGAAACAUGGUUUCUAGUAAAGGAAACAUGGCUGCUAGUGAUGAAACAGAAGAGAACAUGGCUGCUGGUGAUGAAACAGUAGGGAUCUUGUCUGCUAAUGAAGGCAACAUGGCUGUUCAUGAUGAGACAGUAGAGAACAUGGCUGCUAGUGAAGGGGUAGAAGGGAACAUGGCAACUGAAGAUGAAAUGGAGCAGAAGAUAGUUGGUGAUAAAGGGGUGGAGCCAAAUCUGGGAGCUGAAGGAGCAGUGGAAGAGAAGAUGCUGGAUCAUGCAGUGCUAGUAGAAAAUGCCCAAUCAGAUUCAAACAUUGAAAGAACAGAUGAAGAGGGGAAACAGGACAUGGAAGCUUCAGGGAAAGGCCCUGAGACUGAAGAAGAUCAUGUAGAGCCAGACCAAAGAGCAGAACUAUCGUCAGACGCAGAGCACGAAGAAGGCGAACCCAUACCGAAAAUUCCCGAAAAUUUCUACUACGAGUAUGAAAGUCUCUGCUCUCGACCCUACGUCACUCCGGAUUCGGGAAUUCCAAGCGGCGUUCUACAGCUGCUACACUCUUUUGGUUAUGACUGUACGAAACGGGCCAACCUCCAUUUACUAGAUAACCAGACCUUGCUCUAUGUGGCAGGACCCACGUGCAUCAUCCUUAGCGUGAAGACUCAGGAGCAGAGAUAUGUGCGGAGCAGCAGUGGGGCAGGAAUUGGAGCUGUGACGGUGCACCCCAGCAAGGAAUAUUUUGCAGUUGCAGAAAAAGGGAAUAUGCCAAACAUUAUCAUUUAUGGAUACCCCUCACUGAAACCAUACAGGAUCCUGAGAGGUGGCACAGAGGAAGCCUACACGUUUGUAGACUUUAAUAUUUCGGGGACUCUUUUGGCCAGCGUGGGAAGCAGCCCUGACUACACACUGACCAUCUGGAACUGGAAACAGGAGAACAUCAUGCUGCGCUCCAAAGCUUUCUCCCAGGAUGUGUUCCGGGUCACUUUCUCGGCAGAGAAUGAGGAGCAGCUCACUACUUGUGGUACAGGUCACAUCAAGUUUUGGAAAAUGGCUUCCACCUUCACAGGGCUAAAGCUGCAGGGAGAGCUGGGGAGGUUUGGGAAGACAGGACUGUCAGACAUAGAGGGCUACGUGGAGCUUCCAGAUGGGAAGGUGGUCUCAGGCUCGGAGUGGGGCAACAUGCUCCUUUGGGAAGGGGGCCUCAUCAAGGUGGAGCUGUGUCGGAAAGGGGGCAGAUCUUGCCACAAUGGACCUAUUAACCAGUUUGUGCUGGACGAGGGCGAGUUGAUCACCAUUGGUUCUGAUGGGUUUGUCCGGGUGUGGGACUAUGAGAUGGUGGAUACAGCAGACACUGUAGAUGAUUCUGGACUCUUGGAGAUGGAACCCAUGAAUGAGCUUCUGGUUGGCAGGAAUGUCAAUCUACGGUUUAUGGUGAAGGCGACAGACACAGAGGCCCCGCUUUGGUUUGCUCAGGAUGCCAACGGAGCCAUCUGGAAACUAGACCUGUCUUUCUCCAAUAUAACGCAGGACCCCGAGUGCUUGUUCUCUUUCCAUGCUGGCAACAUCAAAGCCUUGGAUGCCUCUCCCUCCACCUACCUCAUGGCCACCACAUCCCUGGACAGGUCCGUGCGCAUUUAUGAUUUUAUUGGAAAGUAUCCUCUGGUCGAGAUGAAAUUCAAGCAAGGAGGCACAUCCCUGGUUUGGGCCCCUCGUAUGGUCAAUCCCAAAGGGGGUAUUUUCACAGUGGGAUUUGAUGAUGGAGUCGUACGUAUCCUGGAAGUCCACAGUUCUCUUGGUUCCAGAAUCGUGAGUGGGCGUGUGGGCAAACAGGAGGCAGAACUGAGCCUCAAACAGGCCUUCAAGCCCCACAGAGCUCCUGUGACUGCACUGGCAUAUGAGCGUAACGGAGAGAUCCUCGCCACUGGGAGUACAGACAGAACUGUCUUCUUCUUCACUGUUGGGGAGAGUUAUGAGCCCAUUGGAUUUGUACGUGUGCCAGGACCAGUGAGGGAGCUUCACUGGACACCUCCAUCCCAUGAAGAAAACCAUCUGUUGGUGCUUUGUGAGAAUGGAUUUGCGGUCCAAAUCCCAGCUCCUUCUGCUGAGAAACGAGACCCCCUCUCUACCUUUGAGAUCCCUGAUGUUCCCCUAAAAUAUUUUAGGUUCAGUAGCAUCAAAUCGAAGCUUCAGCGACAGGAUGAGAUUGGCCGCAGGCAGAAGCUGAAGGAGCAGAAGCAGAAGGAGCGAGAGGCUUGGAUAAAGAAACAGCAGGAGCAGGGGGUGGAGCUCACAGAAGAUGAUCUGCAGGGGCUGGCUGAGGAAGAAGAGGAGGAGCCGCUGCCACCACUUUAUGUACCCAAGGAUCCCAGUGCCAUUCUCUGUGGAUUCUAUGCCAGUCCUGGGAAGUUCUGGCUCUCCCUGGAUGGCUAUGACUCCGGCUUCCUCUACCUCUGUGAGUUUUCAGACCUACAGAAUCAAACAGAAAACAUAUCUAGCAGGAGGGAUGAACCCCUAAGUGUUCUGCCUGUGGAAGAUACCACCAGUAACCCCAUCAAUAAAAUCCACUUCAGCUCCAACAAACAGCUGCUGUUCUGUGGGCUGCGGGAUGGAACAGUGCGUGUUUACCCUCUGCAAGCCAAUGACCCGCUGCUCACGUCUAUGCAUGGUUAUUGGUCUCUGGGAGUCCAUGAUAAUCAGUAUGGCACAAUCCAGUCCAUCUGUACCAGCUAUGACAAUCAGUACUUGGUGACCUGCGGAGGAGACAGCAACAUCUUCACCUUCAGCAUCCUCUCCAUGGAAGAUAUAGAGCGAGACCUGAAAGGGAAUAAAGCAAAAAUACCAUCCCCUCGGAACGAUACAGAGGGAGUGAGACUAGCUGAAGAUAUUGAGGAUCCAAAUGCUUACAGCAUAGAGGAUGCCAAGCAGAAGCGGCAGCACGACCUUCUGGUGAAACAGGCAGAGGAACAGAAAAACCACAAGAGGAAUUUGCUGGAUGAAUUAAGGAAGGAGUUUCAGCUGCUGCUGGACAAGAAUGCAGAGCUGCCAGCCCACAUGCAACUGAGCAGAGAGGAGUUUGAGAUGGAUCACCGGAUCCGUGAGGAAAUGGAAAGGCAGACUUCGGAGAAGAUCCGCACGGUGCUGAAGGAGCUGGCUUGGGAGCAGGAGAAACACAGCAUUGCUCUGAAGAAGCUGCAGGCUCGCUUUAGGGACAAUGUUGAGUUUGACACAGUCAUAGUACAUGCCAUUAGCAGCAGCCACCAGAUAUCAACCUACAGAAUGCUGGCACUGUCAGACACUUACUCCCAAGCGAAGGGGCUGCUUCUGAAGAGGAGGCCAACCCGGCAUGAUAUCCGUGUGAAAGAAGGAGAGGCGGCCAAGGAAAUGCGGGAUGCAGGUACAGUGGAACCAAGUGCCAGAGGAGAGAAGGAGCUGGAGGUUCUCAUGAAUCACCAGAAGCAGAAGAAGCAUUGGGUGGGGAAGCGACACGGGGGUGCACAGGCGGAAAGAAUGAGGAAGAUUAUGGAAAAAGCAGAGAAGGCAAAAUCCAAAAUUGCCCAGAGAAAGCGAGAGUGGGAGGAGCUAUACAAAAAGAAGCCAAGCGAGGAUUAUGAGGACCCAGAAGAUGUGAUGGCCAUUAAACAUGCCAAGGAGAACAUGGGAGAUUUUAACCUGAAAACCUCUGAGGAUUACACUGUACCAGAGCACCUGCGUAUCAAUGCGGAGAGGAAGAGGAACGAGCUAGCGAUACUGGAGAGCAUGAUACACAAAGAGAAAUCAGCCAUGAACCGCCGAAUCCUGUCCCUCCGAGACCUCAAAGCGAGCACCAUAGAACAGAUCCAGAGCUUUGUAAUGAAUCUGCGCCAUAUCCAGUCCAUGUUAGAUCCUUCUAGACACCUCCCUGUCCCACUGGUGCCCACAAUGUACCCAGACGAGACUCCAGAAAAGAGAUUCCAGUAUAACAGCGAGACUCUGAGCAGGUUCAGACUGGAACAGGAGAGCAAGGCCCGGCAACUUCAGGCAGCGAAUACUAAUGGAUUUGGGGGUUUCGGAACAGAGCAACAAAUCACAGUGACAGAUACAAACCCGUCCACUAGAUCAACCUCUCAUAGCUCUCAACCUUCCCGAACUCCAUCUCCCCAAAUCCCAGAGAGGGAAAUGUCCAAGCUGGAGGAGGAAAUCAGAAGGACGGAAGAGAUUAAGAACUUGUAUAUGCAGGAAAGUCUCAUACAGAAGAUUCACUCUUUGGUGACAGAGUUUGAUGCCGAACUUCGGAUCCUGCGGCACCAGAAGAUCAAGCUGGAUGUGCAAAUGAAGAUGGCCGACUUGCGCCACAUCACCCUGUUCGAGGAGCUUCUCUUGCUGAAGGAAUUUGAGAAGCGAGAGGACAUUCUGCAGGAGAGAGUCAGCGAGCGCAUCGCUGAAAAGGAAGACAUGAAGAGAAAGUUAGAAGACUCUAUGCAGCAGCUGGACACAAAGAAGCGAGAAAUUACCAGGCUGCAGGAGAAAGAAAAGACAAUUCACUCUGCCUUCCAGGCCUCCCUGGGGGAGAACAAUAAAUUUGCAACAUUCCUCAGCAAAGUCUUCCGGAAGAAAAUCAAACGCACCAAAAAGAAGGAGGUACAAGCAGACAAAGAUGAGGAAGAUGAGAGCGAAGAGGAGUCAGACGAGGAAUCCACGUGGGAAAGUGACGAAGAUGAGUCUGGGUCUGAGGAAGGCGUUUUUGACGACUCUGUUUGCCCAAAGAACUGUGACCCCGCCCUGUUUGACAACACCUUGCAACUGCGGGACAAGCGAUUGGAUGUUGAGGAGGCUCUGGCAGAAGAGAAGAAAAUUGUGGAUAAUUUAAAAAAGGAGUACGAUGCCUUGUCCAAGAAGAUUAAAACCCUUGAGCUGAGCCUGAGCCAAGCAGAGGCUGAACUAGAGGCUUUCCAGAGGGAGAAGCAGCGGAAACUGAAUGAGUUGGAUGUGGUGGUUCCGCUGAAAUUACACCAGGUGGAUUAUUUAGUCAAUGGGGAGAUCCCCGGAGAUCUGUCCCAGGCACUUGUCUUUACCAACCAGUCCUUGGAGAACUUGCAGCAGCGCAUCAGGGAACUGCAACUGGAGAAGGUGGAGAAGAGAGACCUCUAUAAACAGGCACGAGAGCAGCAUAAGCAGCUCAUUAGGGACAAAAAAGAAGUGGAAUACAAAAUCAAAGUCCUGGAGGAGAAGUGCAGCCAACAAAUGCUGAGGAAGUUUGGGCGCAUAGUGGAUCUGGAGGCUCUGCAGACCUUGUCUGUGAACACAACCCUGGAGGAACUGAAGAUAAAGUCCUCAGAGAGAGCGGAGACUAUGAACAGGGAACUGGCUGAAUGGGAGGGGAAGGUGACGGAGACCAAGAGGAAACUUAUGGAAGUGACCCGUGAGCAGACACGGAAGCUGGAGAAGAUGAAUGAGCUCCUCACUGAAAAGAAGGUCCUAGAGGCAAAGCUUGACGCUCUCCAAACUGCUGUGGGAGAAGAGUUCAAGGGGCCGCGCAAAACAGAGACAAAGGAGCGACAGAAGCUGCUGCACUUGGUUCAGGUGCAGGUGGAAGAGAUGAACAACCUGAAAGAGGAGAUUUCUCUCUUGAGCAAAAAAGGAGGAAGUAUUCUGCCCCCCGCCCAGCCCCCAAUGCCCAACACUGUUAUGUGACCACCCUGUGCCUAGGCAGCGUUAUCAUUAUCAUAUCUUAUUAUCAUUGCUGUGCUCAUAUUCCUCAUUAAACCAACGACUGUG
Xenopus laevis (African clawed frog) is the source of this 6828-nucleotide messenger RNA. RefSeq names its product cilia and flagella associated protein 44 L homeolog (gene cfap44.L). The record is from RefSeq and is a predicted model, not a curated record. Bases 277 to 6744 code for a protein of 2155 amino acids. Gene Ontology annotation, biological process: sperm axoneme assembly. The transcript is spliced from 34 exons. Lineage: Eukaryota; Metazoa; Chordata; Amphibia; Anura; Pipidae.